Molecule: messenger RNA, 1736 nt
Organism: Musa acuminata AAA Group (dessert banana)
Lineage: Eukaryota; Viridiplantae; Streptophyta; Magnoliopsida; Zingiberales; Musaceae
Product: inactive anthranilate O-methyltransferase 1-like
Exons: 2
Coding region: 1041-1556 (171 amino acids)
Biological process (GO): methylation
Molecular function (GO): S-adenosylmethionine-dependent methyltransferase activity
Source: RefSeq, a predicted model, not a curated record
GAGAGAGAGAGAGAGAGAGAUUGGCAAGAGGAUAGAAGGAAUCCUUCACAUGGUCGGAGGAGCUGGGGAAACCAGCUACGCCUCCAAUUCUAAGUUUCAGGUAGUGUUGAACACCCCAACUGUUUGCAUGAACUUAAACAACUUACACUUGCGUAGGCGUCAGCAUAUCUUUUCACUGGUUUGCUAACUGCGUCCCAGGAGAAGGUACUUCACAUGGCGAAGCCAAUACUGGAGGAGGCAAUAGGAGGGGUUUACAUGUCGCUGCUCCCCGAGAGGAUGGCGGUGGUCGACUUAGGUUGUUCCUCGGGCCCUAACACUUUGGAGGUGGUCUCCGAGGUGCUCGACGUGAUUGGCAAGCUACGGCGGAGCCUGGGACGCCAGGAGAUGCCGGAGAUCCUGUUCUUCUUGAAUGACCUCCCGGGGAAUGACUUCAAUCACGUCUUCCGGUCUCUGGGAGAUUACAAGAGGAAGGUCGAGGAGGAGAAGGGGAAGCUGCUGGUGCCAUACUACGUCGUGGGAGUUCCAGGUUCCUUCUACGGCAGGCUUUUCCCUUGUCAAAGUGUCCACUUCUUCAACGCUUCCUGUUGUCUCAACUGGCUCUCUCAGGUUGCCUUCCUCUUAAUAAAUGACAAUUGCUACACUAUUAUUAUCUGAAUUCUACUUGUUUUCUUUGUUUUUUUUCAUUAUUUACUUUCUUAAAGCGGCCAUGAUUGGUACGGUUAAUUAACUACCAAUAACUAAACAAAUUCUCUGAAAUGCUCGCUCACUUCAUCAGCAUGGUUAACCUCAUAAAGAAAAGGAAGACUGCUUGAAACAUCACACAAAACCUAUGUUACUUUUGUUUGCUAAGGCAAACUUACUUUUAAUUCUGAAAAUAUCAGGUUCCUGAAGGUGAACAGGGAGUUCCACUCAACAAUAAGAACAUCUAUGUUGCAGAGACAAGCCCACUGGAAGUUGUUAAAGCAUAUCAAGACCAACACCAAAGAGACUUGUCAGGGUUCCUUAGGUGCCGUCAUGCAGAACUAAGCUACGGAGCAAGAAUGGUAUUGUCAUUUCUAGGAAGGAAAGGGAGUUAUCCACCCUCGGGAGAUGUGGGAUACUUUUACGGCCUGUUAGCCGAAGCCCUGAGUGCUUUGGUAUCACAGGGAAUCAUAGAGGAGGACAAACUGGUGACCUUCAAUUUGCCGUAUUAUGCACCUUCCAUGGAAGAAGUAAAGGCAGUGAUCCAUAGGGAAGACCUGUUUGAUUUAGAACAAGCACAGAUCUUUGAGGCUAAUUGGGACCCGUUUGAUGACUCGGAUGAUGAUUCCGCUGCAUUCGACAGUAUAGCAAGCGGAAAGAACGUCGCAGGAUAUGUGAGAGCAGCGUUUCAACCCUUGAUUGAAGAGCAUUUCGGGGAUGCCAUACUGGAUGAGUUAUUCUCUAUAUAUGCAGCCAAUGUCUCCAGGCAUCUCCUUCAACAGAAAAGUAAGCACUACCUAUUUGUCAUUUCCUUGAAGAAGAAGAAGAAGAAGGAGGAGGAGGAGGCUGACGGCGAUGGUGCUGCGGCUUGGUGAACCUGCAAUGCCAUGGGAGCAACAUUUGUCAUUUAAUUACUCUUUAUCAGCAUGUGUUCAACUCUUUCCAAUAGACGUUAUAAUUGAACUCAUGUAAAUCCAUAAUAUUCUUCGUGAGAUAGACUGCAUUAUUAUUAUCUGAAAAUAAAAUAAAAUCGUGUGACUAUCUUUAAACGUUCA